GGGGCUCAGCACUUUCGGUUCCUGUUGCGCGCGGGGCAGCGGCACGUGGUGGGGACGGGCCCGAACCGGACGGAACCCAACAGAACCGGACAGAACCGGCCCGAACUAAGGAGAGCCGCUCCCCGGCUGCAGCCGCCCGCAGGAACCAAAUGCCAUGGCUGACGAAGAGCUGAGCACCCAAGCUGCCAAGAAGGGAAGUUUGUCACCCAGCAGCUCCCGGGGCAGCAGCACCGAGUCCAGCACUCUGCUGCAGGAGCUGAAGGGCAACAUCUCCAAAGCUGUGCAGAACAAGGUGGAUUCCAUCCUGCAAGAUGUCCAGAAGUUCUCAGACAGUGACAAACUCUACCUCUACCUCCAACUGCCAUCGGGACCAAGCCUGGGGGAGAAGAGCAGCAGCCUGGACCUGAAUUCUCUGGGCACGGCCGAGUACAUGCACACGUGCAACUGGAUCCGGAACCACCUGGAGGAGCACACGGACACCUGCCUGCCCAAGCAGGACGUCUACGAUGCCUACAGGAGAUACUGCGACAACCUCUGCUCCCGCCCGCUGAGCACCGCCAACUUCGGCAAAAUCAUCCGGGAGAUCUUCCCAAACAUCAAGGCCCGGCGGCUGGGAGGCCGGGGACAGUCAAAGUACUGCUACAGCGGGAUCCGGAGGAAGACGGUGGUCAGUCUGCCACCCCUGCCCAGCCUGGACCUCAAAGUGACAGAAACUCAGCAGUCGGAGCUGACGGAGCUGGUGCAGUCCUACAGCAGCGAGGUGAUGGAGGCAGCCUGUGCCCUCACCUGCGACUGGGCCGAGAAGAUCCUCAAACGUUCCUUCAACAACAUCGUGGAGGUGGCCCAGUUCCUCAUCCAGCAGCACAUCAUCAGCUCCCGCUCGGCCCAUGCCGACCUGGUCAUGGCCAUGGUGGUCUCAGAGAGUGUGGAGAAAAUCCCCCGUGAGGGUCGGACCCCACCGACGGCAAAGAAGAACGUCCCGGACAGCCCGGAGAGCAGUGACAGGAGCCAGGGACAGAUAAAGGAGGAAACUGUCCCCAAGCCCCUUGGCCCGCCCCGACCUGAGAAGAAGAAGAAUCCCCCGGAGCCCCCCAAGGCAGCCAACAACCCCCAGGUGAACGCCCUGGUCUCCCGCCUGCCCCUGCUCCUGCCCCGCAUCCCCGCCAGAGACCGACCGGCGGCACCCGGCGUGGCGGCCGUCCGCUCCUCUCCCCCCGUCCUGGCACCCAAAAUCACGGCGGCCCCCCUGGGGGGCACCCUCAAGGUGGCUCUGCCGGUGGGCACGGCCUCCCCCUCCCUGCCCCUGGGACUGGCCCCGGGGGCCAACGGGCCGGUGGGGCUACUGAGCCAGCAAGCGGCUGUCCCCGUGCUCAACGUGCUGCGGCCCGGCCCCGCCAUCCCCGAGAGCCCCGGUGACCCCCGGGGCAGCGCGGGGGGCAGCGAGGGUCCCGGCCCCCAGGACACGCAGCGCCCCAAGGCCACCAAACGUCCCCCGGAGCCGGCGGGCAACGCCGCCCCCGCCAAGCGGAAACGCGGGCGGCCGCGGAAGAGGACGGAGGAGGGGAACGCGGGGUCCCCGGGGGACGAUGGCGGCAGCGGGGCCACCGGACCCCUCGGGGGCAGCCCAGCUGGGGGGUCCCAGGUCAGCGUCAUCCAGGAUGGGAGGAGCAGGGUGACCGACGGCCGCCAGCAGCCGCCACCGGCGGAGGAGGUGGCGCGGCGGGGCACAGGGGAAGCGGGGACCCCUCUGGGUGACACCGGGGGCUCCCGCACCCCCCGGGACGGGGGGGACCCCUCCCUGCACCGCCACGGACAGACGCAGGCGGGGAUCGCUCCCACUGCCACCACCUCCCAAAAGUCGGACGCGUCCCCUCACGUCCCCACGUCCCGGGGGGCUCCCCAGGGCUCUGGCGCCCCACCCUGGCACUUAGGGGUCCCCCCGGUGUGUCCCCCCUCACCUCCCCAGCUGCCCCCGGGACCUUCAGCAUUAAAAACCAAGCAGUCUACCUCCGGGCCGGCAGGGGGCGCUGCUGGGAGGCCGGGCCCCCUCAACCCCGUCAGCCCGGGCCGGGGCCUGCGCCUGCCCCGCACCCGCCCCGCUCCGCGCUGCCCCGCACAGGUGAGCCCCGCACCGCCCCCCCCCCGCACUGCCUCCCGAGGGACCCCCGGGCCUCACCGCCACCCCCAAACCCCCCGCAGCCUCUCCCGGGCCGCGGCGGCACCGGAGCCCGGGGAGGAGGUGGGGGUCUCCCCGCCCGAGCGUCUCCGGAGCUCCGCGGAACCGCAGCCCAGGAUGAGCCGCCAGCGCUGCCCCGUCCCUCGGCAUCCCGGAGCGGAGAGGCGGCCGUGCGGGAUGGGACUGCACCAGAGCGGGGGUGUUGCGGGAGGAACCCGCUGGGUGGGCUGCUGA
Calypte anna (Anna's hummingbird) is the source of this 2410-nucleotide messenger RNA. RefSeq names its product regulatory factor X5 (gene RFX5). Gene Ontology annotation, biological process: regulation of transcription by RNA polymerase II. The record is from RefSeq and is a predicted model, not a curated record. Lineage: Eukaryota; Metazoa; Chordata; Aves; Apodiformes; Trochilidae. Gene Ontology annotation, molecular function: RNA polymerase II cis-regulatory region sequence-specific DNA binding; DNA-binding transcription factor activity, RNA polymerase II-specific.